Molecule: messenger RNA, 1569 nt
Organism: Chilo suppressalis (striped riceborer)
Lineage: Eukaryota; Metazoa; Arthropoda; Insecta; Lepidoptera; Crambidae
Source: the annotation of a GenBank genome assembly
AUGAGUGAAUAUUAUCAUAUAGUUCCAUGGUUUAAUAGUGCAGAGUGGCUCCAAGUUUAUGAAAAUAUAUUUAUACAUCACAACAAAGAAACAGCACUCCAAACAAUAUUGAUUUGGAAAUCCAGAUGCCCCUCUUUACCUUCUGGAAUAGAAUCAACACUUAGUCUAUUAGAAGUGUUAAUACAAGAUGAAAAUGCUACCAAUAUUGCCAAUGACCAGUUAUUACGUCUAGCAUACUCAUCAGCUGUAAUGCGAUUUGUUAACCAUAUGCUUGACACUGAAACCGCCAAAGGUACUAGCUUAUAUAAAGCUGCAAAAAAUAUGGAAGUGCCAGAUUGGAUUAUAGAUUUACGACACGAUACAGCUCACAGUAACAAUUUGCCUUCAAUUGAAUUACUUCGAGAGGCAUCUCAGAUUGGUCUAGAAUGGCUUGAACGGAAUUAUUGGGUCAAGUAUAAGGAAUGUAUUAAUAAUUUCGUUACAGGAGAACAACAUAUACAACCAGAAACUCCUGAAACUAACAAAAUAGCAUUGGUGAUGCAUUUCUGCACAUCACUUAGCUUUUGCGCUCAUUCUAAAUGUAAAUUCAUAAAUUUGUCGGAAAUUCCAGACCCAAGUUUAAGAGAAUCUAUUGUUAAUGAUGCAAGAGAUUUAUUUGGAGAUCAUUAUGAUUUUUCUAAUUUAAAAACAGUAUCUGUUCAAUCAUUAGUUAAUAUUCUUGACUUAAAUUCCAGGAUGUUAUUUAAAAAUAAAGAUUCCAUUUCAUAUGCCAUACAAUCUUUACUUGGAGAUGAGUCUUUAUUUCUAUCAUCAGAACUUUUGAAUUUUAUGGGAAAUGAAGAUUUUUAUCACAAAAAGAAAUUAUCUGCAAGUUAUAUGCAAUGUUUUGAAUUAUUGCUUACUUUCCUUCAUUCUAAUGACAUCCUACAGGAUUUUGUAUUAGAGUUGAUUGAAAUUACAAACAAGACUGAUAAUGAUGACUGCAAAAGUUUGUUAGCUGCAUUAUGGAUUUCAGAAAUUUUAAAAGCUUUAGAUAAAACUAAACAAUUUAUAGAAAGACUAAAAAGUUCAGGUUCCACUAAUGUUCAAUUGAAGAAAAAACAGGAAUUGAAAUCAUUGUAUCAUCAUUGGUUUCCAAAUGAAAAAGUCAAGGGUCUUGUGCUUGAUAUGCAGAAACCAGUUCCACUACUACUGACAGAUAUACAAUUUCUACAGCCAAUUAUAACUACAUACAACCCUUAUUUGAAGUACUUUAUAAAAGAUCUUCUUAACUUAGUUGAACCUCGUUUACCAAAGAUUGUUACAGAGAAUAUAAGUAAUUUAGCUGAAUUGAUAUCAUCUCCAGAUAAAUUCCCAGCAAAAUCAUCAAAAAUUUACACAGUGGAUGAUUUGAUGGAACAUGAUAAUAAAACAUCUGAUAAUGGAAACUGUGAUAUACCUAUGAAAAUUGUGUUGCCUACUGAAGAAAUACAACAACAUAUGAGUUAUGGUGUUUGGAAGAAAUGUUCUAAAACUCACAACUGGAGUUCAUGCCCUAUUGGGCUUUUGCCAUGGCAAGAAAGAUUUUGA